This is a messenger RNA of Stegastes partitus (bicolor damselfish), 3618 nucleotides long. It is a transcript of the gene grm5a, whose product is annotated as glutamate receptor, metabotropic 5a. Gene Ontology annotation, biological process: G protein-coupled receptor signaling pathway. The transcript is spliced from 17 exons. The coding region runs from base 1 to 3618 and encodes 1205 amino acids. Lineage: Eukaryota; Metazoa; Chordata; Actinopteri; Pomacentridae. Gene Ontology annotation, cellular component: membrane. The record is from RefSeq and is a predicted model, not a curated record. Gene Ontology annotation, molecular function: G protein-coupled receptor activity.
AUGGCAGAAGGUGUAAGGAGGACCACAGUGAUGGGAAGAAGGCUGAGGUUGUUAGCAGUGGCUGUCUUACUGGGAUGCUUGAGAGACCAGGUUGGGGUCAACGGCCAGAACAAUGAGAGAAGGGUCUUGGCACAUAUUCCUGGUGAUAUCAUCAUAGGAGCUCUGUUCUCUGUCCACCACCAACCACCUGCAGACAAGGUGCAUGAGCGAAAGUGUGGUGCAGUGCGGGAGCAGUACGGGAUCCAGAGGGUGGAGGCCAUGAUGCACACUCUGGAUCGGAUUAACGCAGACCCCACCAUCCUUCCUAACAUCACCCUGGGCUGCGAGAUCAGGGACUCGUGCUGGCACUCUGCAGUGGCACUGGAACAAAGUAUUGAGUUCAUUCGGGACACGCUGGUGUCCAACGAAGAGGAGGAGAGCCAGGGCAGAUGUAAUGCAGAAGGAGGAAGCUUGCUUCUUCAGGGGAAGAAGCCCAUAGUGGGACUGAUCGGACCGGGAUCCAGCUCUGUGGCCAUCCAGGUGCAAAAUCUCCUCCAGCUCUUCAACAUCCCGCAGAUUGCAUACUCAGCCACCAGCAUGGACCUCAGUGACAAGAGCCUGUAUAAAUAUUUCAUGAGAGUGGUACCAUCAGAUAUGCAACAGGCCAGAGCCAUGGUGGACAUUGUCAAGAGAUACAACUGGAGCUACGUGUCCGCAAUACACACAGAGGGUAAUUAUGGCGAGAGCGGUAUGGAGGCAUUUAAAGACAUGGCGGCAAAGGAGGGGAUCUGCAUCGCCCACUCUGAUAAGAUAUACAGCAACGCGGGUGAGCAGAACUUUGACAAGCUGCUGCAGAAACUACGAGGCCAUCUGCCCAAAGCCAGAGUGGUGGCUUGCUUCUGUGAGGGCAUGACAGUCCGAGGCAUACUGAUGGCCAUGAGACGGCAGGGCCUGGUGGGAGAGUUCGUGCUCGUGGGAAGUGACGGCUGGGCUGACAGGUACGAUGUGACUAACGGCUACCAGAAGGAAGCAGCAGGUGGCAUCACUAUAAAGCUGAAGUCAGCGUACGUGACCUGGUUCGAUGAUUAUUACCUGAACCUGAAGCCUGAUGCCAACCUGAGAAACCCCUGGUUCCCCGAGUUCUGGCAGCACCGCUUCCAGUGUCGGUUGAGGGGACAUCCGCAGGAGAGCGCCACAUACAACCGCACUUGCACCUGGAGAGAGUCUCUGCGCCACCAAUACGCCCAAGACACCAAGAUGGGAUUCGUCAUAAAUGCCAUUUACUCCAUGGCUUAUGGCCUUCAUGCCAUGCAGGAAUCCCUUUGUCCAGGAUAUAAGGGUUUGUGUGAAUCCAUGCGGCCCAUCGAUGGCCGCCAGCUGCUGGAAUUCCUGAUGAGAACCAACUUUACCGGUGUAUCGGGGGAAGUCAUCCACUUUGACCAGAAUGGAGACUCACCUGGCAGGUAUGAAAUCAUGAACUUCAAGCACAUAGGCGAGGAUGAAUAUUCUUACAUCCAUGUGGGAAGCUGGGAUCAAACUGGCCUGAAGAUGAACGAUGAGGAAAUCUGGAGUAACGACAGUGAAAUCAUCCAAUCAGUCUGUUCUGAGCCCUGCAAGAAGGCACAAAUCAAGGUGAUCCGUAAAGGAGAGGUGAGCUGCUGCUGGACCUGCACUCCCUGCAAGGAGAAUGAGUUCGUGUUUGACGAGUACACUUGUCAGGCUUGCACCCUGGGCUCCUGGCCAACGGAUGACCUCACUGGUUGUGAGCCAAUCCCAGUGCAGUAUGUGCGUUGGGGGGAUCCAGAGCCAAUCGCUGCAGUCGUCUUCUCCUGUCUGGGCCUCAUGGCGACUCUUUUUGUUACUUCUGUCUUUAUCAAAUUUUGGGACACUCCUGUGGUCAAAUCAUCCAGUCGUGAGCUCUGCUACAUCAUCCUGGCUGGAAUCUGUUUGGGCUAUUUGUGCACUUUCAGCCUCAUCGCCAAGCCACACAUUGUCUACUGCUACCUCCAGCGGCUGGGAAUCGGCCUGUCCCCUGCCAUGAGCUACUCUGCUCUCGUCACUAAGACCAACCGUAUAGCACGGAUCCUGGCAGGCAGCAAGAAGAAGAUCUGCACCAAGAAGCCGCGCUUUAUGUCCGCCUGCGCACAAUUGGUCAUCGCCUUCCUACUCAUACUGCUGCAGCUGGGAAUUAUUGUGGCACUUCUUAUCAUAGAGCCACCACAGGUGAUCUAUGAUUACCCAAGUAUCCGGGAGGUACACUUGAUCUGCAAUCUGACCACUCUGGGGGUGGUGGCGCCACUGGGCUACAAUGGCCUGCUUAUCCUCAGCUGCACCUUCUACGCCUUCAAGACUCGCAAUGUUCCUGCAAAUUUUAAUGAGGCCAAAUAUAUUGCCUUUACCAUGUACACCACCUGUAUCAUCUGGCUGGCCUUUGUUCCUAUUUACUUUGGGUCCAACUACAAAAUCAUAACCAUGUGCUUUAGUGUCAGCCUCAGUGCCACAGUGGCCCUCUGCUGCAUGUUUGUCCCCAAGGUGUACAUCAUGCUCGCAAAGCCUGAGAAAAAUGUCCGCAGUGCUUUCACCACAUCCACAGUUGUACGCAUGCACGUCGGCGACGCUAAGAAAGCUGCCAAGUCUGGCAAAUCCUCAAGCAGCAUGGCCAACUUGUUUCGACGGCGAGGCUCUGCGCAGGACAACAUAAGUUCCAAUGGGAAAUCCGUGACGUGGACACAGAACGAGCGCAGCUACAGACCAAACCUGUGGAAGAGGAUGUCAUUCCACGUCAAGAAGAAGGACCCAGUCGAGGUGAAUCAGACAGCCAUCAUCAAGCCCUUCUCUAAAGGAGGAGAUCCGCCAGCAGACAACGGUGCCAAAGAGCAAUUUGAAGAGCCACAAGUUUCUCCGUCUUUCACCUGCUCGCCCUCUCAGUCACCUGAGCCCACCAUCAGCCAGCAUGCAGCAAAGGCAAGGAGCCUCCAGGGAGGAGAGGACGGCGAGGAUGCACAGGUUCUACCCACCUACGUACCUGAGGCCCCUGCUGGGGUCAGAAGGAGAGGCGGGGACACCAACCAAGGCGUUGGCAUAAUGGACGGCGGCGACAUCAGCAUCAUAGGGGUGGGAGACAUCGGCAUAGGGAUGAUUGGCGUUCAGACUCAGGGCACCACUAUCAUGGACCAAAUUAGCUGUGUGGUUAACCGCUUCACCGCCAACAUCAGUGAGCUGAACACCAUGAUGCUGCCAGGGGGAGCCACUGUCAGCACCUCCACCACCGCCCUGCCUGCUGCUGCUGCUGCUGCUGCUGCUGCUGCUGAUAACACCCCCUGUCCACCUCAGUACCUCACAUCCAGAAGCAGACAGGCCCCCUCCACUGUCACCACGUACGCCGAGGUGACAGCCGUCUCCAAUUUCUGCGAGAAUCGACCGGCGGGUAAGAUUUAUGAGCACCUGGCCGGGACAUGCGUGAGCGGCAGACGAGCCAAGGAUAUGGAGGAGCUGAUGGCUCUGACGCCUCCCUCCCCAUUUAGGGACUCGUCUCUGAGCUCCAAUGGCAGCUCGCCCCCCACCCUGUCCCCGGGCUCGGAGGCUGAAUACGACCAGCUGCUGCUGAGACACUACAGCCAGAGCUCCUCCUCCCUUUAA